Molecule: messenger RNA, 4180 nt
Organism: Gaeumannomyces tritici R3-111a-1
Lineage: Eukaryota; Fungi; Ascomycota; Sordariomycetes; Magnaporthales; Magnaporthaceae
Product: C-1-tetrahydrofolate synthase
Exons: 4
Coding region: 431-3688 (1085 amino acids)
Biological process (GO): tetrahydrofolate interconversion
Cellular component (GO): cytosol
Molecular function (GO): formate-tetrahydrofolate ligase activity; methenyltetrahydrofolate cyclohydrolase activity; ATP binding
Source: RefSeq, a predicted model, not a curated record
GGCUCAGGCACCCUGUCUUUUUCUGGAAUUCAACAACACAUAAAGAGGUCCAAAGUCAAAUUGCUCCCCUUAUGUUUUUGAGGGGAUAAUAAUGUGUGUAUGGAUCGUUCCAAAAUGCUGUUGGUAACAAGCAAGUCAUAUAACACGACCAUCCAUUUUGCUCUUUGUACCCAGUCUAGCUGUUGACUCAAAAAGGAGACGUACAGACACGUCCAGAUGCAUUUUGUGACAGGCGUUGUUGAGACUCCGCUUUUUGAGUCGCUUCGAUUCGCCGUCCGCUCGAGGUACGAGUUGUAUCGUCCAUUUGUCCGUCGGGCAAGUGCGAGUGAAGGAGACGGAGACUGAGGGAUGUCGGGAUAUUUGGACUCUUCAGUCACAAUUUGCGUCUGCUGCUUAUCACCUGGGUUGUCGGGUAGAUACCCCGAGGGGCAUGUCUAGAUGGGGCAUACACUGGAGCCUGGCAAUUCAGCGAAAUCGCUGGGUGCGUGGGCAUAGUGGCCUUUUAGGUGGCCUUUUGCUGAGCUCGAGGAGCAGCGCCCGACGGCUUUCUGGACCGGGCCGCGACACAGGGCCAACGCCCAUUGACGAGCUCGGAGUGACUCGGUCCCACAGCACCAGCGCCAGCAGUAUCGCUGUCGCCGUAACGCCUGCUGCUGUUCUGUGUUUCGGGUCUUCCGCCUCCUCGGCUUUCUCUCCCCCGCCUCCGCUGCUGCUGCUGCCAUCCGUCCGCGCAUUCGCCCAACUCGCCCCGCGCCCAUUCUGCUGGAGCUGCAGCUAUAUUUCUUGCCCGCCACCACGGCGUCCUCCAGCCUGCUCCGGCCGCCUUCCCUGUCCCCCAAGACUUUUCUCGUCCUCACACCGCACCAUGGCGGCAACCAAGAUUGGCGGCACGGCCAUUGCCAAGGAGAUCCGGGAGCGCCUGCGGUCCGAGAUCGAGGAGAAGCAGGCCACAAACCCUCUGUAUAAGCCGUGUCUCAAGAUCAUCCAAGUUGGUGAUCGAUCCGACUCUACCCUCUAUGUCGACAUGAAGCUCAAGGCCGCCCUCGAGGUUGGCAUACAAUGUGACAUAUCCCGCUAUCCCGAGACUGUCUCGGCGGGAGAGCUUCUCACCAAACUCUACAGCCUCAAUAGCGACCCCAAGGUCCAUGGCAUCCUCGUUCAGCUGCCUCUGCCCAAACACCUCGACGAGCACAUCAUCACCUCGGCCAUUGCUGACGAGAAGGAUGUUGAUGGUCUCGGCACCUACAACGUCGGCGAGCUGGCUAAGCGUGGUGGCCAGCCGUUCUUUGUCCCCUGUACCCCCAAGGGUGUCAUGGUCCUGCUCCAGUCGACAGGCGUCGAUCUCAAGGGCAAGAAUGUCGUCGUCGUUGGCCGCAGCGACAUCGUCGGUAUCCCCAUGAGCAAUCUGCUCAGGAAUGCCGACGCCACCGUCACUAUCUGCCAUUCCAAGACGGCCAACCUUCAGGACCACCUGAAGACGGCUGACGUCGUUAUCGCCGCCAUUGGCCAGCCACAGCUUAUCAAGGGAGAGUGGCUGAAGCCCGGCGUUAUCGUCAUCGACGUCGGCACCAACUACAUCCCUGAUUCCACCAAGCCUUCGGGUCAGCGCCUGGUCGGCGACGUCGAUGCCGAGUCUUCUUCUCAGGUCGCUUCCUUCCGCACUCCUGUGCCAGGAGGCGUCGGUCCCAUGACAGUGGCAAUGCUGUUGCAGAACGUUACAGAGUCGGCCACGAUGCACUUCCAGCGGCAAAAGGAUCGCAAGAUUUCCCCGCUAUCAUUAAAGCUGAUCGAGCCCGUCCCCGCAGACAUUGCCAUCUCCAUGGCCCAGGUGCCCAAGCCCGUGACUAAGAUCGCCAGCGAGGUCGGCAUCGCCAGCUCGGAGCUGGAGCCGUACGGCGCGUACAAGGCUAAGGUUGACCUUAGCCUACUUAGCCGCCUCGAGCACCGCCGCAACGGUCGGUAUGUCGUCGUCACUGGCAUCACCCCGACACCGCUUGGCGAGGGCAAGUCCACGACUACGAUGGGCCUGGCCCAGGCUCUCGGCGCCCACCUGGGGCGCCCGACGUUUGCAAACGUGCGCCAACCCAGCCAAGGCCCGACCUUUGGCAUUAAGGGCGGGGCCGCCGGCGGUGGCUAUAGCCAGGUCAUCCCCAUGGACGAGUUCAACCUCCAUCUCACAGGCGACAUCCAUGCCAUCACGGCCGCCAACAAUCUGCUUGCCGCUGCCAUUGAUACGCGCAUUUUCCACGAAAACACACAGAAGGAUGCUGCGCUGUAUAAGCGCCUGGUGCCUGUGAAGAAUGGCAAGAGGGAGUUUGCCCCUAUCAUGUUCCGCCGUCUGCAGAAGCUGGGCAUCACUAAGACCAACCCAGACGAGCUGACCGAGGAGGAGAUAACCCGGUUCGCGCGGCUCGACAUCGACCCUGAGACCAUCACCUGGAGGCGCGUCCUGGACGUGAACGACCGUCACUUGCGAGGAAUCACGAUCGGCACAGCGCCGACGGAGCGUGGCCAGACGCGUGCAACGGGCUUCGACAUCUCGGUUGCUAGCGAAUGCAUGGCCAUUCUAGCCCUGAGUACGAGCCUUGCUGACAUGCGUGAUCGCCUGGGUCGCAUGGUUGUUGCCACGUCGCGCAGCGGCGACCCGGUCACUUGCGACGACAUUGGCGCCAGCGGAGCCCUGGCCGCUCUGAUGCGCGACGCCAUCAAGCCCAACCUUAUGCAGACACUCGAGGGCACGCCUGUUUUCGUCCACGCCGGGCCUUUUGCCAACAUCAGCAUUGGCAACAGCUCCAUCCUGGCCGACAGGAUGGCACUCAAGCUGGUCGGCACCGAGCCCGACGAGGACCACACCUCCAAGGCGGGCUUCGCUGUUACCGAGGCUGGUUUCGACUUCACCAUGGGCGGUGAGCGCUUCUUCAACAUCAAGUGCCGGGCUUCCGGCCUGGUGCCCGAUGUGGUGGUCGUCGUGGCGACUGUCAGGGCUCUCAAGGUGCACGGAGGUGGUCCGCCCAUCGCCCCCGGCGCGCCUCUCAACCCAGUCUACAAGGAGGAGAACGUCGAGGUGCUGCGGGCGGGCUGCACGAACCUGCGAAAGCACAUUGCCAAUGCGUGCCGGUACGGUGUCCCGGUGGUUGUUGCCAUCAACAAGUUCGCCACCGACACAGCCGCAGAGGUGGAAGUUGUGCGCGAGGAGGCUCUUGCGGCGGGCGCCGUCGACGCCGUGCUCUCCAACCACUGGGCCGAAGGCGGCGCGGGAGCAGUCGAGCUCGGCAAAGCCGUCAUCGCGGCCAGCGAGCUUCCCAAGCCCGACUUUGGCCUUCUCUACGGGCUCGAGGGCACAGUGCAGGAGCGCCUCGAGACCAUCGCCCGCGAGAUGUACGGCGCGGCCGCCGUCGAGCUGUCGGAGCUGGCGCAGAAGAAGGUCGACACGUACACGAAGCAGGGCUACGGAAACCUGCCCAUCUGUGUGGCCAAGACGCAGUACUCGCUGUCGCACGACCCCGACCUCAAGGGCGCCCCCACCGGCUUCACUGUCCCGAUCCGCGACGUCAGGAUGGCGGCAGGAGCCGGGUAUCUGUACGCUCUCGCCGCCGACAUCCAGACCAUCCCCGGCCUCCCGACGGCGCCGGGUUACCUCAAGGUCGAUGUGGACACCGAGACUGGCGAGAUCGAUGGUCUAUUCUAAGGGCGUCCGUUUUUUCCCUUAUCCGUUUUCAGUUGUGUUGCGUCUCCGUGCCUGUCGAGAGGUCACGUAUGGGCGGUUCGAUUUUUUCUUUUUCUAGUUUUGGUUUCCUUAUAUGGCGCCGCAUUUGAAGAAGUAGAGCUAGAGAGCAAGAGAUGGAGUGUUUUCAACAACCGGCGCUUAUAACACAGGGGUUACCGGCCGCGUGGGGCACAAAGACGGGAUUUUGGUCACCAUAUGCAUGGCACCUGUUCCCCUUGGAAGCGGGCAAACGAAAGGCAGCGGGCGUUUCGGGUAUCUUUUCACUUCAUCAUGAAACGAUACCCUAGGUAGCUAGAAAUGGGCGUAGGAGGACUUUCAAUAAGUGGGUAAAUCACAAGCUAAGAACAUAGAGCGAUACGAGGUUGCAGCCGCGGAUUUGAGCCCGGCCUCUGCCGUUCACCGUUUGAGUAUCAUUAUGGCUAGAGCAUCCACCUGGAGGAGCAGGUGGUAUCC